Messenger RNA from Drosophila navojoa, 761 nucleotides. RefSeq lists its product as uncharacterized. Gene Ontology annotation, cellular component: cytosol. NCBI's taxonomy places the organism in Eukaryota, Metazoa, Arthropoda, Insecta, Diptera, Drosophilidae. Gene Ontology annotation, molecular function: zinc ion binding; cytidine deaminase activity. The record is from RefSeq and is a predicted model, not a curated record.
UUGACUAGCUCAAAACAAGCGGACGAGAAGUACUGUCCAUUUGCCAUUGGACAUUCGUGAGCAAGACACGGACCCGCACGCAAAAAACAUAUUUUUCUGGCUAACAACUGAAAUAAUUUAUAAAUAACAACCGUCGCCCCCGCCAACGCCAACGAAUCAAAACUAAUUUCUGUACAAAUUAUGUCGCAUCUAUUGAAUAGCUUGGCACAGCCCGAGGUUGAGGAGACCAUCUUACCCUACGGCGAUUUGGAUGCAACGGCUCAGGAGCUCUUACGUGCCGCCCACCAGGUGCGCCAGCGCGCCUAUGCGCCGUAUAGCAAAUUCAAAGUGGGCGCCGCCUUUCGUGCCAAAGAAAACAGCCAGCAGGUAUUUACCGGCUGCAAUGUGGAGAAUGCUGCUUUUACGCCGACAUCGUGCGCCGAGCGUACGGCCAUCACCAAGGCCGUCAGCGAGGGCUAUCGCCAGUUCUCCGCCGGUGCGGUGGUCGCCUAUAAGCCAAAUGAGUUUGUCUCGCCCUGUGGCGUGUGUCGUCAGUUUAUCAGAGAAUUUGCGGGCGCCACUGAUUUACUCAUCUAUAUAGGCCAGGCCAAUGACACACGGUCGCCGCAGGAGCAACAGGAGGAGCCUUUCCGCAAUGACGAUCCAAUCCUUUGUACAUCGAUCUUCAACCUAUUACCCCGCAGUUUCCACACCUACAAAGAGAACUAGACAAAUUGCAAGAUAGUACCAAUUAUGUUGUACAAUAUUUUUUAUUAAAUGCA